Messenger RNA from Danio aesculapii, 1464 nucleotides. It is a transcript of the gene meiob, whose product is annotated as meiosis specific with OB-fold. The record is from RefSeq and is a predicted model, not a curated record. Gene Ontology annotation, molecular function: single-stranded DNA binding; single-stranded DNA 3'-5' DNA exonuclease activity. Bases 1 to 1401 code for a protein of 466 amino acids. Gene Ontology annotation, biological process: resolution of meiotic recombination intermediates. NCBI's taxonomy places the organism in Eukaryota, Metazoa, Chordata, Actinopteri, Cypriniformes, Danionidae. The transcript is spliced from 13 exons.
AUGACGUACGCUGCAAUGGGAAGCUAUGUGCCAAUUUCUGACCUAAACAUAAACAUCACACACUCGAAGGUGGUUGGGGUAAUAAUUGGAAAAACUGAUUCAAGAGGAUUUCCUGACCGAAAAAAUGUUGGCUCAGAAAGAUUUACUUUCAGCUUCACCAUCAAAGAUUCACCAGAACAUUUUAUCAAUGUGUCUGCAUGGGGAAAUGAGGAAUACAUUCAAGCACUGAGCUGUCGCUUUCAGAUUGGGGAUUGUGUUGUAAUUGAAAAUCCACUCGUUGUGACCAAAGACUAUGAGAAAGAAGAACGUUUUUGCCCUUCAACACCUAGUUCCUACAGGUUGUUACUUACAGAGACUCACUCGAGCAUUAGGAUAUGCUCAGAUAUAGACACAGAGGCCAGGAUUCUUCCGCUAUUUCACAUACCAAUCAAAGACCCGAGAGAUUUCUAUUCAUUGGGAGACAUUACUGCAAAUGGACAAAGUCUGGAUGGACACGUUAUUAACAUCCUAGCAGCUGUACAAUCGGUUGGAGAGGAGAAAUUCUUUACAAAAUCUGGUGGCCGCAAAGGACAGAGGAUUGAAAUAAAGCUCUUUGAUGACACUGGGAGAUCAUUUCCUUUUGUUUGUUGGGAUAAAGAGAAUAUUCAUCUGGUACAAACACUGACACAACGAGAAACAGUGCUGUUCAUUGCAGAUGCUCGUAUCACCUUUGACAGUUUUCGCAAAAGUAUGGUGGCAACAGCGAUCUCCAAAACAAUCAUCACCGUCAACCCUGAUACAGCAGAAGCAAAUCAGCUGUAUACAUUUGUCAGGGAACUGUUACAAUCUGGAGAACUGGAUGACCAAGACUUCCUCUCUGGUGAUGAUGUGCAGUUGGAUUCCAUUAGAGAAGUCCUGACAGUAAACCAACUUAAAGCCAGAAGUCAAGAAAAUGCAGAUGCCAUUCAUUGCAUCACAUAUGGAUUCAUCACCUGUUUUGAUCUGGGUUCCUCUCCCUCCAAAAUCAUAAGCAAGAGAUGUGUCAGAUGCAAAUUUCGAAUCAAUGAGGAGAGUUGGACGUGUUCCAGUGACAUAUGUCCAAAUCAAGGACAAGAGCUCCAGGCUAAUGAAUGCUUUGAUGUGCUGGUGGACAUCAGUGACCACACUGGCACUUUGCAGUCAUGCAACCUUGUGGGCACGGUGGCUGAGAAAACCCUGGGCUGUAAAACAGAAGAGUUUCUGUGUCUGUCGGAAUCUCAGCGGACAAGCCUGCAGUGGAAGUUUCUUCUGGAGAGAUGCAAAAUAUAUCUGAAGGUUCUUCCAUCUCCCAGAAGGAGAAGUGGAAUGAGAGCAGACAUCUUGUCAUGCGGACUCGCUGACCCUGUUGAAGUGAAGCAAAACCUUGCCUCAUUUGUGGUUUGAUGUUUUGCAUCAGCAACCAAACAGCACAAAACAGUUCCUCAUAUGAGAUCAAAUCGAUUGUAA